Molecule: messenger RNA, 891 nt
Organism: Phytophthora sojae
Lineage: Eukaryota; Oomycota; Peronosporomycetes; Peronosporales; Peronosporaceae
Exons: 4
Coding region: 1-891 (296 amino acids)
Source: RefSeq, a predicted model, not a curated record
AUGAUGAAAUUCUGUCUCAAAAUCCCCGUGUUUGCAAAGCUGAGGGAACGCACCCAGCACACGCGUGUGCGGCGGUUCAUGGGCCGCUACAACCCCAAGAACGUGAAGACGGCGCCGGCUCGUGCGGCUCUCCGAGAAAGCGCACAGGACCCGCCGACCAAGGACCCGACGACCAAUCAGCUCACGAAUCCUUCAGUUGAAGAGUCCAGUUCCGAAUCAGACGAUGUCUCGGCCAGUUCCCAGUCAAGCGCCAUGGCGGCAGGACAUCGGCGCCUCAAGCGACUGGAUCAGGCGCUGCUGGAUACGCAUUCAGGCGCCGUCAGGACCCUCGCGUACCAGUCUCCGUUCCUGUGGCAGGCGGGGAAUAUGGUGAUGGGCACCGUCGUGGACUACUGUGUCUCCCGUUUCGCCAAGAGAACCGAAGGACUCGUGUUUCCGGUUCUAGCUGCCGUUUUCGCAGAGAUCGUGUUCGCCUACGAGCGCCGGACAGAGAGGGUGCGUAGCGCGACGGAAAUCACGGGUGACAUGACAUGGCUUGGGAAACCUUCCGGUGAAAUGGUUUUCUACCACGUGAACUCUGUCGCCGGUGUGCACGAACCGGACUACCUGUUUGCGGUGCUCAAGUGGGUUUUCCAGGCACGACACUCUGGUGCGGCGGGGACGUUCAAGAACAGCUCAUUUGUGUAUGUAAGUAAGCCGCGUCAAGCCAACCGGGUCGAUUGCGGCAUUUAUAUGCUGUACUAUCUGGGCAAGGUAAAGUGCUACAUCGAGAACCACCAGCCGCGAGCGCUCAUGGACGUGAUGCGACUGCUAACGAUUGGGUCGUUCAACAGUUCAAGCGCAGAGUCGGCGAGGGCGUCACUGCUGACCCAAGUAACCAGAAAUGCUUAG